AUGAAUACACGAAAAUAUAUUGAUGUUAUUAUAGAUCAAUUGAUAUCCAGUUAUAACAAUACAUGGCAUCGAAGUAUUAAGACGGAACCCUCAUCGGUUACAUUACAAAAUCAAGAAAAAAAUUUGGAAAACAUUGUACGAUCAGAAAUCAGUAAAAAACAUGUUCCUACCGAUUUAAAGAUUGGAGACACGGUGCGCAUCAGCCGAGCAAAAAUGCUGUUCGAGAAAGGAUAUGAACAAAACUGGACAAGAGAAAUUUUUACAAUCUAUAAAAUUAUUCGGAGGACUCCUGUCGUCUACAAACUGAAAGAUUUAGCAGGAGAAGUCAUACAAGGGACCUUUUACAAACAAGAACUUCAAAAGGUUUCCGACUCUGGUUAUUACCCCGUAGAAAAAGUUUUGAAAAAGAGGAAACGUCGAGGGAAAGUGGAAUAUUUUGUGAAAUUUCAGGGGUACUCCGAAAGCUUCAAUGCUUGGGUAGAGGAUGUGAGAAGGGUAUAA
This is a messenger RNA of Stegodyphus dumicola, 501 nucleotides long. RefSeq lists its product as uncharacterized. NCBI's taxonomy places the organism in Eukaryota, Metazoa, Arthropoda, Arachnida, Araneae, Eresidae. The record is from RefSeq and is a predicted model, not a curated record.